Molecule: messenger RNA, 767 nt
Organism: Rubroshorea leprosula
Lineage: Eukaryota; Viridiplantae; Streptophyta; Magnoliopsida; Malvales; Dipterocarpaceae
Source: the annotation of a GenBank genome assembly
AUUCCUAUUUUCUAGCACUUUUCAUUGUUUACAUUUACAUUUGUAUCACAGUUUAUGUGGCUUUUUAAGGAGCAGGAGCUCACAGCACCUCACUGGCGAAAUCCGUGUCCUUACCUCAUUGCACAAGAGUUUGUUACAGUACCUGAUGAUUCCAGUCCAGGAAAGAGUAUUCGGCUUCUCACUGGUUAUAUGCGUGCACACAGCCUCUCAGUGAAUCAGUUGGUCCAUGUCAUUUGUUGCCUAGCUCCUGAUCUGUUGAAGCAGGAACCUUUACUUGUUGAAAAUGUUCCAGAUACUCUUGCUGGAGAACAGACAUGGCCAACAGAAGCAGAAAUGGCUGAGGCUGAUAGAAACCUAAAACAAAAAAUGCAAAGAAAGAGAAUUCUUCCUCCUGGCACUUCUGAAUAUCAGGCUGCUUGGAUUGUAGACAAUACAGAUGAGGAGGAUUCUGACACUGACAAUGAUGACGAUGAUGGCAUGGUAUUGGAUGAAGGAGAAAGUGGAUUUCACAGUCAAGGUGGUACAAAUAACCAAGACUUUGAGGAAGACCAAGCUUCCUUAAACUUAAGGGACUCAGAUGAUGAAACUGAAAAUGAUUCAGUCAUGAUGGAAGGAGAGAACUCGACAAGGGAACAAUGAGAGCAAGACAUUCAAAAAAUUAAACAGGCGCAUGCUGAAGAUGAGGGUAUCUCUCUAUUUAAGACUACAAUUUCAUGGAUUAUCAAUUUAUUUGUUAUCCUGGCAAACAAGAAAUGACUUUAUUUGUU